GAUAUUAGACUGUAAACAACUAUACAUUAGUUUUAUCUACGCAGCCCGGUAUAUAUAAAAUUAUUAUCAGUAUCAAAAUGAUGAUGCUGCGUGCCCUUAAUCUCCACCCAUUUCCUGAGGAGUGAAGGAUGUCGGCGACACGCACAGAAAGCGUUCAGUAGCCCACCGCACCCACCGCAUCAGCGGUCCUCACUGAUUUCUGCUUACAUCGACUCCUGCUUUAUCUACACAGUCAUUCGGUGAAUCGGCACGGAGCACGGACCGGUCGAUGGAAAAAGCGAGAAGAUGAUACUGUGAAGAGGGUGGACAUGGAAACCCGACGCUGAAUUCCUUUAAUUGUGACCAUGGCCAAACAGUAUGAUGUGCUGUUUAGACUCCUGCUUCUCGGAGACUCCGGUGUCGGCAAAACCUGUUUGUUAUGCAGAUUCACGGACAAUGAAUUUCAUCCCUCUCACAUUUCCACCAUCGGUGUCGAUUUCAAAAUGAAGACCUUGGAGAUAGAUGGCGUUAAAGUACGAAUACAGAUAUGGGACACAGCAGGCCAGGAGAGAUAUCAGACCAUCACUAAACAGUACUACAGAAGAGCACAGGGCAUUUUUCUGGUGUAUGACAUCACAAGCGAGCACUCGUUCCAGCACAUCAUGAAGUGGGCAAGUGAUGUAGAUGAGUAUGCCCCUGAGAAAGUGCAGAAGAUACUUGUUGGGAAUAAGUCUGAUGAAGAACAGAAGAGACAAGUAGCUACAGAACAGGGAAAUAAGCUUGCCAAGGCUUAUGGAAUGGACUUUUUUGAGACAAGUGCCUUUACCAACCACAACAUUACAGAGUCUUUCACCCGAUUGGCUGAAUUAGUCUUACAAGCCAAUAAGAAGGAUCUUGAUUUGUUGGGAGGAUCCAUGAAUGACCAGUUAAAUCUCGCUAUUUUGGAGGAGCAGGAAGGAUUGUGUAAUGUUAGCGACGGCACCCAUGAGUCCUGCUGGUGCUGAGAACAGGAUGUGACAUGACUACUUUUUCAGUUGUUUUCCAUAUAUAUGUUACAUUUACAUUUUGAAUGACCAUUUUGCAAAGUUGAACGUUUUUGUUAAACAGUUUUGGUGCCUUUAAAGGCUUAUUUCCUGCUGAUACUCAUGAAUAUUAUUAUUUGUUAUUUAUUUUAUAGUUACUAUAAAUUAAGAUGGAACAUUACAGAGUACUUGUAUAUAAAGAAUAUUUUCCAGUUUUUUUUUCUUAGUUUGAAAAACAAGAUCUAAAGGGCACUGCAGUGUACAUUAUUUAGUUAUGCUCAUUCAAGCCACACAUUCAGAGUCAGUCAGUUAUAUUCAGUUUUACAAAUAUAAAAAACAAGUUGAUUACAGGGUAAGACAACAUUGACGAAAUGGUUUAUUCAAAGGAAUAGUACACCCCAAAAAUUAAAUUUUGCUGAAUAUAUACCCUCAGGCCAUCCAGUAUGUAGACGACUUUCUUUCUUCA
This is a messenger RNA of Carassius carassius (crucian carp), 1467 nucleotides long. Its product is annotated as ras-related protein Rab-15-like. Gene Ontology annotation, biological process: Rab protein signal transduction. Gene Ontology annotation, molecular function: GTPase activity; GTP binding. The record is from RefSeq and is a predicted model, not a curated record. NCBI's taxonomy places the organism in Eukaryota, Metazoa, Chordata, Actinopteri, Cypriniformes, Cyprinidae. The coding region runs from base 345 to 983 and encodes 212 amino acids. The transcript is spliced from 7 exons.